Molecule: messenger RNA, 1083 nt
Organism: Aspergillus steynii IBT 23096
Lineage: Eukaryota; Fungi; Ascomycota; Eurotiomycetes; Eurotiales; Aspergillaceae
Product: tryptophan--tRNA ligase MSW1
Exons: 6
Coding region: 1-1083 (360 amino acids)
Biological process (GO): mitochondrial tryptophanyl-tRNA aminoacylation
Cellular component (GO): mitochondrial matrix; mitochondrion
Molecular function (GO): ATP binding; tryptophan-tRNA ligase activity
Source: RefSeq, a predicted model, not a curated record
AUGCAUUACCAUCAAAAGAGAUUGAAUAGUCUGCUCGCAGCACAAACAGCGACGGCGCCGCCUCAAAUUGUUUUUUCGGGAAUUCAGCCAACAGGUGUGCCGCAUCUGGGCAAUUACUUGGGUGCUUUGCGAGAAUGGGUCCGACUGCAGAAUUCUGCCCCAAAAGAAACUCACAUGCUUUUUUCAAUCGUUGAUCUCCACGCAUUAACGGUGCCCCAGGAAGCGCGACAGCUGAAAAUCUGGAGAAGAGAGGGAUUGGCGACGUUGCUCGCGGUGGGAUUGGACCCCAACCGGGUAACCAUAUUCUAUCAAUCUGCUGUCCAUGCUCACACUGAAUUGCUCUGGAUCCUAAGCACAGUAGCAUCCAUGGGAUACUUAUCACGGAUGACCCAAUGGAAGAGCAAACUUGACUUACCGGAAGACAUAAGUUUGGAGCACUCAGCCGCAAGAUCAAAACUACGCCUUGGGCUCUUCUCUUACCCCGUUUUGCAGGCGGCGGACAUUCUCGUUCAUAGAGCCACACAUGUUCCCGUAGGGGAGGACCAGAGACAGCAUCUUGAAUUUUCCCGAUAUACUGCAAACAGCUUCAAUAAAUCAUAUGGUCAUGUUUUCCCAGCACCCGAAGCUUUCAUAUCACCUGCGAAGCGAGUGAUGUCUCUAAAAGAACCGACCCUCAAGAUGUCCAAAUCACACGUCGAUAAGCGCUCCCGAAUUCUCCUCAAUGACAGCCCUGAGGAUAUUCACAAAAAGAUUAAAUCUGCGCUCACGGAUUCAGAUGCUGGCGUGUCCUAUGAUCCAGUUCGACGACCCGGGGUCUCUAAUCUAUUAGAGAUCCUUAGCCAUUUUGACGGACGGUCAUGCGAGGAGCUAGCUGCCGAGUAUGGCUCAUCAAGUAUUCAAUCACUCAAGGGUCAUCUUGGAGACCAAAUAAGCUACCAUCUCCAGCCCAUCCGAGAGAAGUAUUCCUCGCUUAUCGAAGACAAAACGAACCACCUGGAUGUUGUAGCAGAGAAGGGUGCUCGAGCCGCCCGUGCUAAUGCCGAUGUAACUAUGCGUCGAGUCCGAGAGGUUAUGGGGCUGUAA